CAGCAGGAGCUGCCAUUCGCAGCAAACUACCCUCACUGCCUGUUUCCAGUGUCCAGUGUCCAGUGUCCACUGCCUAGUGUAGGAUCAACUGUUCACAAGAUAAGUUUAUGCAUCACUUUUGAGCUCCACUUGCAUAUUAACUCGAUCACCAUGUCGGCAGAAGGGGCCCAGGUCGUGGCAAAGGUCAACAGCAGCAUCAAUAUCCUCAGUGCAGCAGAGGAGGUGAAGGCAGACCUGGAGAUGAUCAUGAAGCCCUAUGCCAACUGGGAAGAGUUCCUGACACCAGGUCCUCUGUCCAUCGCCAUUCUAGGGGAGCUGAUAUUCAUUUCUGCAGCCGAGGCCUUCCAAGUGAAUCUCAACGUGUCUGGGAAAACAUUUCGCUUCCUACAGUACCCAGGGUCCUUCCACGCCUGCCUGAUGCAGGUGAGUGACCAAGGAUGGAAAGCCUUUAACAAAGCUCACAGGAAUAUGGACCAGAUCCGGCUCUACUCCAUGUUGGCUCCGAAGCAUCUGGCCAGCGCUGUGCAGGUGCUGAGCCGCCAGGACCCGAAGGUGGUCAAGGCCAUGCUGCCCAGCCGACUCAACAGCAUCCGAAAGGUGUCAGAGCAGUGCCAGCAGCUGGCAGUGUCCGUCGAGGAAGAGUUCACCUCGCUCAUCGAGCUGGUGCAGGAACUGCUGGAAUUCUGUGCCAGCUCCCGUACGGAGCACCAUGCAUCCCUGGAGCAGGUCAAGCAGACACUGGCAGAGUCCCAGUUCCGGAAGGAGGCAGCAGAGAAGGAAAAGCAGAGGGUGGAGGCGCAGUUCAGCGACAUGUGCGUCAAGAUGGAGGAGGCCCGUGCCGUGUAUCGAAAGGCAAUGAGGAUGAUCCCGACCGGGAAGAACCUGGUUGGGAUCUACGUCACUCAGUCCCUGCUUGACUUGACAAACAGCCUGGCUACAGAGCUGGUGACGAUGGGCAUGACCGAGCCCCUGAGCCUGGCCCUUGAAAUCAGUGAGACAGCAGCACGUCACAUCAAGAAGAAGGUGCAGAAAAAGAAGGCACCAGGCUCCACAGAUGAAGACGAGGACGAAGGUGAGAGCUUGGGGCAAUCAACCAGUGUCUACCUGAAAGGGAUGGAGAUGGUGAUGGCCAGCGCCCUCUUACAGGACCUCGUCUCGGAAAAGGGGACCAUCGACACCAGCAAGUUGCCCAGCGACAGCUCACAGAGUGGCAACUCCAUGGACUGCAAGCUCAUGUUUCAGAGCAGCCUGAGCAAGAUCGAACAGGAAGGGGACUGCAGAGCCAAGAAAGCAGCGGUGAAGCUGUGCGAGGACGGGGUCACAAUGUGCGAGAAGCUGGAGGAGGUUGCCAAAAUAGAGAAGCCCAGUGAGGCCCAGUUGGAAAGCCUUGCCACAGCCAUCAAGGAGCAGAACGCCAAUGUUCUCAAGUACCUUUCAGACAUCAAAAGAUCCACUAACACCCCAGCCUUUGCUCCUCAACCACCAAAUCUCACUCAAGCUGCCAACCUGGAGAAGGUAGAAGAAGGUCUUUCCAAAAUGGUUCUUGAUCAAGCCUGCUUUAAGGUAGAACAAGCAAAAACCCAACUGGAUUCAACCAGAGAAGAGUACCAGAAAAUGUCUGAGACAAAAGAGAAGGUGACUAAGGAGCUCGAUGAGAUCUUGAUCACUAUGAUGAGGUGUCAAGUGAAGGAGAUAGACUAUGACACAACUCUCAAGCUGCUUGUGAUUGGCCUGGAUGCACUGAGCCAGGUCAAAGAGCAGUGGGCCAAGAUGAGCAACUUCUUCCAAAUGAUGGCCAAUCUGAUUCAGGUCUCUCUCACUGACACUGUCACACAGUUCACCAGUGACAGCGAGGCUUACGAGCCAUUCCCAGGAUAUUCUGAAGAUGCUUUUGUCAAGGACAUGAUCUACACAGAAGCCUUUCAGGCUUGCAACAUUGCCAACCUCUGCCACAUGAUCUCAGGGACUUAUGUCGAGAUCUCUCAGAAGCAUCUCAGGGACCAAAUCUCCAGUUUAGAGACAAACAUCAAUAUGAAGCCCAAUGAUCCUAUGUUUAAUGUGAAGCGAAAACAACUUCAGGAAGGCUACAUUGCCGCAAAGGAGGCAGUCAAUCAACUGGUCAUGAAGAACAAACGGGAAUUUGAAAUUCAAAUACAACAGAGGAUUGAUAGCAUCAACUCCACAUUUAAAGGUGCCCUGCCUCUUACAGAGAGACAAUAAGGCACAGUGUGCAAGAGCAGUUUGAAGGAAGACCCUGAGGUUCCUCUACCUGACCGAAUGUUGCAGACAGCAUGUGAAUGUGCAGCUAUUGUAUGAAAAUAAUGCCCUAAAUUUUCCUUGUUGUCCACUCCGAGAAAGGUUCUGCUGAAGUCUUAGUUCUGGUUAGAAUGUAUCCAGUCACCCAUUCCCUCUCCCACCAGCUGAUUGACAUGGAUUUGAGCAGUUCCAUGGAAGGGAUGUAUUGGUUGGUCUCCUGACCAGGAGAGAUUUAUCCCUGGUUCACCAUUCCGGAUUGGCCUCUUUUUGUCUCCUGGGAAGAAUCUGGGUUCUCUGUGCAGAGGAGGACCCAGUUCCCAGCAAAUAUCCAUGAGGAUACAAGUCGAGUGAUUCUUCUCCUCCAUGUCUUCUUUUCUUGAUAGAAAAUCUCAGUACCUAUCCAAACAGGAAGGCUUGCUUUUCUACUGUGAAUUCACAGAUUCAACUAAUGAGACUCAGUAGGCAUGGUCAGCAACUGCUGUUCACGUGUAAACCACACACCAUCCUGACUUGGAUGUACACAGCCUUUCAUUCACCUUUACAAUAUCGAAAUCAUAAACCUGCUGAAAAUGAAGGCCACACUUGCAUUUAUCUAGCACUUAUCAUCAAUACUCCAGAACCUUAGGGACUUAUCAUCACCAUGAAGCAUAUGUCCCAGAGCUUCACAGUUGCUGUACUCUCUGCCCUUUGCGAAGGAAGAUCUGCAGCUUAUUUGUGCACAUGCAGCUUGAUAAUCCGUUCUGGUGACGUUUGUUGAGGGAUAAAUGUUGGCCGGGAGAUUGGAGAGUAUUCCUUGUUCUUCUUCUUUAACCAUUCCAUGGGAAUUUCUCUGUCCGAUGGAGAGGCAGGGUAUUGACUAUCUAUUGGGCAUUGAGGAGACACCUUCAUCACACCUAGCGGUUGAAGAAGGUGGCUCAUCACUAUCUUCAUAAAACUAACUGCUGCUGGGAGAUAAAUGUCAUCAGCAUCCACUUCCCAAAUAACAAAUGAAGUUGAAAUGUUGAUCAUCCUAGAAGUCAGGUAGUAAACUCAAAGUGAGUGUUCUGGAGUUUCAUGUUCCUUAGAUUGGCACUACAGUUACAUAUGGGAGCCAGAGUAAAGGCUGUCUCCAGAUGUGAAAGGAUUUAAAACUUUCCAAAAUAAUGUUAUUUCUUCGAGAUUUUCAAGGUUGCUUGAGCUGUGGUAACCAAUUCCAGAUGAACACAACCACACCCUCUGAAAUGGGUGAUUGAGUGUAAAGUCCCCAUUGGGAAUGACUUUCCAACAUCUUUCAAACUUACACUGUCCUUGUUCAGGUAUGAUGUGGAGGUGCUGGUGUUGGACUGGUGUGGACCAAGUCAGAAAUCACACGACACUACGUUAUAGUCCAAUGGGUUUAUUUGAAAUCACAAGCUUUCAGAGCAUAGCCCCUUCGUCACCUGAUGAAGGAGCAGCGCUCUGAAAGCCGUCAUUUCAAAUAAACCUGUUGGACAAUAGCCUCGUGUUGUGUAACGUCUGACCUUCUGACACAGUUUUACAUUCAGGUACAAUUCACCAUUGAUGGACAUAGGCUGAAUGUUCACUCUCAAUCAGGAGCCAAUCCCUGAGCAUGGGGCUGGGUCUGGCAUCUCAUGAAUAUGGGGUGAGGGCUAUGUCCCACCACACAAACAGCGAGCAGUAGCAAUCACACUGGGCAGGCAAUGGGGCAUUGAGUUUUCUGCCCAUCCCCCAUUUCCUAACACUGACAGGAAAUGUUUACAGAUGUCUAAAUAUUCCACCAAUUUCACCCAAUCCACCUCUGGUACAGCCCAGUGGGACCAAUACUGACCGAAAUCUGGCACAGCCCCUAAACUGCGUGGUUGCAAGGUGUUGGCUGGGAUAAUUCUUCAUCAAAAAUCUCUGGCCUGAUUUCAGUUUAGAUUAACAUAUUAAAAGUACACUUUCUGAUCCCUGUUUCCUUUCCAAAAGAACCAUGGUAUCUUUGACAUUCACCUGAGAGGGCAGGCAGGAACUUUUUUUUUUCAAAUAUCUCACAUGGUCAGUUACCACGCUGCUGUUGCCAGCUACAGCUGAGAAAAUGUGCAGUGAGGUGUGAAGGGCAGGGAGUUCAACUGGGAAUGGAAAGGACAGCUAAAGUAGGAAUGAGCACUGUCAAUGUUUCACUCUGAGAAAAUACCAACCUCAUUGAGCUAAUAUUCACUGUGAACAGUUGGGAACUAGAAGGAGAGAGAAUGGCAAUAUGUUACAAGGCUGGAUUCCAAUGUGUGAAUUCUAUCAGCUGUAUUUCAUGUAUUCUGACAAAAAGGCAAAAAGAUGUUUUAAUAAAUGAUGAUGAAAAGA
Messenger RNA from Rhincodon typus (whale shark), 4575 nucleotides. RefSeq lists its product as uncharacterized. The coding region runs from base 151 to 2220 and encodes 689 amino acids. The transcript has 2 exons. Lineage: Eukaryota; Metazoa; Chordata; Chondrichthyes; Orectolobiformes; Rhincodontidae. The record is from RefSeq and is a predicted model, not a curated record.